AUGAACGACUUUGAUGAGUGCGGCCCGAGCGCAGCCAGCAUGUACCUGCCCGGCUGCGCCUACUAUGUGGCCCCGUCGGACUUCGCCAGCAAGCCGUCCUUCCUAUCGCAACCGUCGUCCUGCCAGAUGACUUUCCCCUACUCUUCCAACCUGGCGCCGCACGUCCAGCCCGUGCGCGAAGUGGCCUUCCGUGACUACGGCCUGGAGCGCGCCAAGUGGCCGUACCGCGGAGGCGGCGGCGGCGGCGCGGGGGGCGGCGGCGGCGGGGGCGGCCCCGGCGGGGGCGGUGGCGGCGGCGGCGCCGGGGGCUACGCUCCCUACUACGCGGCAGCCGCGGCGGCGGCGGCGGCGGCGGCGGCGGCCGAGGAGGCGGCCAUGCAGCGCGAGCUGCUCCCUCCCGCGGGCCGCCGGCCGGACGUGCUCUUCAAGGCGCCGGAGCCGGUGUGCGCCGCGCCCGGGCCGCCACACGGCCCCGCGGGCGCCGCCUCCAACUUCUACAGCGCCGUGGGCCGAAACGGCAUCCUGCCGCAGGGUUUCGAUCAGUUCUACGAGGCUGCGCCCGGGCCCCCGUUCGCCGGGCCGCAGCCCCCUCCACCUCCUGCGCCGCCGCAGCCCGAGGGCGCCGCCGACAAGGGCGACCCCAAGACGGGGGCCGUUGGCGGCGGGGGAAGUCCUUGCGCCAAGGCGACCCCCGGCUCGGAGCCCAAGGGGGCGGCAGAAGGCGGCGGCGGCGAUGGCGAGGGGCCCCCGGGGGAGGCGGGGGCUGAGAAGAGUGGCGGCACAGUGGCCCCCCAGCGGUCCCGGAAAAAGCGCUGUCCCUACACCAAGUACCAGAUCCGCGAACUGGAACGCGAGUUUUUCUUUAACGUGUAUAUAAACAAAGAGAAAAGACUCCAACUCUCUCGGAUGCUCAACCUCACUGACCGGCAAGUCAAAAUCUGGUUCCAGAAUCGCAGAAUGAAAGAAAAGAAACUGAACAGAGACCGUCUGCAGUAUUUCACUGGAAACCCCUUAUUUUGA
Molecule: messenger RNA, 1020 nt
Organism: Callorhinus ursinus (northern fur seal)
Lineage: Eukaryota; Metazoa; Chordata; Mammalia; Carnivora; Otariidae
Gene: HOXD11
Product: homeobox D11
Biological process (GO): regulation of transcription by RNA polymerase II; anatomical structure development
Cellular component (GO): nucleus
Molecular function (GO): DNA-binding transcription factor activity, RNA polymerase II-specific; RNA polymerase II cis-regulatory region sequence-specific DNA binding
Source: RefSeq, a predicted model, not a curated record